Molecule: messenger RNA, 2184 nt
Organism: Colletotrichum lupini
Lineage: Eukaryota; Fungi; Ascomycota; Sordariomycetes; Glomerellales; Glomerellaceae
Exons: 11
Coding region: 1-2184 (727 amino acids)
Source: RefSeq, a predicted model, not a curated record
AUGCAUCACAGCACCCAUCUCGAGAAGGGCUGCCGGCUGGAGAAAGACCCAGUCGGCCUAUCGGGAUGCCACCGUAUCCUUGAGCGACGCACCUUAGGUCUCGCGCGCAAAUCGCAAUCUUCAGCUUGCCCUGGCGACCAGGCGAGCAACGAGCCCACUGCGAUUGCUACGGCUUCAAACACAUUGUUCAGCAAAGGUGGUGCUUUUUUGCCCUCGCUGAUGAGAUCGGCCAUGCUCCUUAAUCUGACCGACGUUGUACGGAUGCAAGCUCGCACAUCGCUUGCGGGAAGGCCCGCCUUGGGCAGUCACAUCACAAUCAAGCCAUCGGACGGCUCUCUGGCCAGCUUUGGUUGCACAUCGAACGGGACCGACAUUGCGAUGCACGUCUUGUCUGCGCUUCACUCCGUACCGUCUCCUUGGUGUCUUUGGGAAAUGUGCGCACCUCGAUUCAUGAUGCGACGCCGUCACCUUGUCAGACACACCCGCCUGCAGGCUCGUCGCAUGUCUCUGAUCGCUGGCAUGUCACUGGCAGCCCCUUUGGCCGAGCAAACAACACCAAGACCGAGGGGAUGCCGCCAUAUCCUCAUCGGCAUUGCAAUUUGCUGCCACCAAAGCAAGAACAAGACGCGAUACUCGCGCGCGAGAGCCAAACAAACACUUCUUGACAUUGUCCAGCUACCGAAAAAGAUCAAACGAACCCGUCCCUAUAGUUCCGCUUCCCAACCACACGGUGGUGUCUGCGCAGGAUUAUUCGCAGUGGGGCCAUUCUCUUUGUCUUUGGUUUUCUCCAUCUUCUCUCUAGGAUACCAUGACAACAGUCGCCCAUAUCACGAUGCGACCACAAUGAGGAGAUCGAGACGUAAACGUCACGCAAGUCGUGCCUCUGAUAACGAGAGCUUGUGGGGGGACAGCACGAUACGGCUGGUAUCGGAGACUCGUCCAUUGUGCUCAACGGAGAACGCGGGGACGACAGUGGGCAUCUUGGAAGUUCGUCGUGGGAUCUUCACCUGCGAGGUCGAGUCAUCACUGCAGGGCAGCACGCCAAAGCAUCUCAUAGGACCACCGUGGAUCCCGACGCAGCACCAUUCGCGCGGGUCGACUACAGCUGAUGGUGAGCACUCGGAUAGCCCCAAUCUCGGCGGCUGGCGUUCUUUGACUAGAAAAUUACAUGCACCUCGACGGUAUUCUGUUCCUUCGAUUCAACCCGUCUUUGAGGAGUACGAUGAGCGCAUGGUCGCAUGGGUCGUUGGACGGAGAAGGAUGGACGACGUUUCAUACGCGCCAAAUUGUCUUGACUGGACGACUUGCCCGAUUAGGACUCGAGAUGAGGCACCAGCCUGUCAGAACGCUCGCAACGCCAACCCCCUGUUGGCAUCGUGCCAAUUUUCCCCCUUUUCUUGCACCUCGGCGGAAAUUUGCCCCUGGCCUUCGAGUUUGCUUCCUUUUUUCCAUGGGCGAACUCUAUUUGAUCACUUCGCAUGGACCUCGCUGCACAUCAUUGGAGUCGUCAACAUUGUGGGGAUUGAGCACAUUGCGACUACUCACUGGAAACAGCUGCCUGUCUUUGAUCUUCUGUCCGUACGGAUGCCUCUCAAUGGCUCCAUCCGCCAUGGGAAAAUAGGAUGGCCAUGGAGUCGUUUCAACUGUCGCAGCACUUCCAUGAUCAUCGCAGUUUGGCAACGGCUUGUGACUGACACGGCGACUGGCACAGACACGCGCCUUGUGCUCAAAGUUUGGUCGAUCCUUUGGGCUGUGCCUGACUUCCCCAGAUUUUAUUGCGCCGAGCAAGCAAAUCCUCGCACACUGCGCGUCGUUCCGAUGUUCCUCUGCAUUGUUAGGAGCUGCAUGGUUCAUCGCUUGAAGCCCAAAAUCUUCUUUUCGGCGGGCGCUGGAGUCACAGUUAAAGCGUCCGCGGAUGCGCCCCGGGAAAUCCUUUGUGAGAGAACAAAUGGCACCCGCUCGCGAACCGCCAGCCUGCGUCUCACUUAUUGCGACCCGGGCAGCCGGGUUGACGGGAAGUUCAGACACGACGAAACCUCCGUGAGGUAUCUGGCAUCACUUUGCCGAUCCACGGUGGCUGUUUUUCUCCAGCCUCCAGGAAUAGAUGCUGCCCAGGCCAGAAUGAACUUUAGCAACUUUGAUUAUGGCCAAGGGUCACUGGAUCAGGUUCGGGCAUAUGCUUGA